AUGUACUCGAAAAGAAAAACCUCUGAACUUGCUCCAGCGUACAUUUGGGCUCGUCAAGAAAAGACAAUACCCACAAAAGCUCUAAGUUUCGGAAUUGCUGGAGGCAUAACGUACCCACGGAAUCCAAAUAACUGGAGCUUUAUGAAUGAUAUUCCUGAUCGAAAAUUGAGUGACAUAUUUAAACCAUUAUCACCACUUGUUCAGCUGUUUCCACCGACGCGACCGUACGUCCCAGACGAGCUUCAGCUAUCCAGGACGGGAGAGAAGAAGUAUAUCGAAGAAUCGGUUUCAUCACUACAAAAUUUUUACCCUGAUAUAGAGAUCCCGGAAGAGCUAUUAACACAAUACCUCGACGAAGGGCUACAAUACCAGCACGUAGUUGAUCGGAACGAUUUGUACACCGGUAAUCUUGUCGCGUUUGGCGAAUUCUUACCGAAGAAAAAUAAUCUCACAAAAUUUAUAACCUUUCCUAUGGGUGUUCUCGGAAAUGAGUUGAACAUGGCACUUCUGGAUUUCUAUCCAAACCAAUGUGACGAUGGAUUCAACAUUACCUCGUGUGGAUUCACGCUAUCCGGAAAUCCAAUUGCAAAAUUCAAGACUCCAAUUCGACAGAUCGAAUGCUCUUUUUCAGAGAGUAAGGGUUAUAUAUCAAUCGGUGAUGUUUCUAAUCCUUCCUUGAUCGGUGUCCGAACUCACACAGGAACAACUAUACUGUAUAUACGAAUAACAACACCCGACGACCCAGAAUUUAAUAAAUCUCCAGUGAUAGCAAAUGCGGUUGAUACGCUCCCAAAUAAAGAUGAACAAAAACAUGGCAAUGAGCAAAUGCAUCUGGCGUUUAAUCCGUCGAUUUUUGGUGAGGCAGUGAUUACUGAUGAUUGUGGCGGAAUACAUUUGUGGCGUAUUGAACGAGCGAGAUUUUAUAAGCUUAUGAUUCAAAAUAUGCCAUAUACUACUCUUCGAGAUUCGGACCCCCUUUUUGAUUCGUCAUAUUCGUUGCAAAUUGGUAAUGACAAUGACCGAUGGUGGAAUACACAGUACGGUGCACAUCCUAAAUCACUUAUGGUCGCUUCGAGGUCUAACGUGAACUUAUUUGAUUUUCGAACAUCUUUCUCACGUGAAGAAUCGGUUACUUUAUUCAGCGCAUGCCAACCUUCCGACAAGAUAUACGCAUUUCAGCGAUCACCUGUUCCCCACAGCUUCCAAUCUGUCAUCGCGACAACAAACAAGAUCGUGUUGCUUGAUCAUCGGUUUCCCAAUCGUGCGUUAUUGAGCUGGAAUCAUUUCCAUAAUCGGGAUCUGCCGUGUGGGGUUGAUAUGAUUAGCAAGGAUGAAGAAUCCCUAAUUCUAGUUUGGUCAAAACACGAACCCAAACUAACAGCCUUCCACAGCUCAACUCUCGCCUCGGACUCAAUCUCUUCAAAAUGCUACCCGGUUCAAAUCCCGUCAAUGCACUCGCAUCCUGUUUACCAUCGAGAGAACUACCCAAGGGAAUUGGUACAGACUAACCCUAAACAAAGCGAUUACCAUUCUUAUGAAAGCGUGACGAAUCCUUUCCGACGAUUGCCACCGUUGAUGAGUGCACGUGCACUAUUGUUUCUCAAAACUGGAUUAUGCUUCACCAUCUUACAAUUGUCGUAUACUGGCGCGUUGUUUAAGUCGUCGCAUUAUUUAGGACCUGACGCGAAUGUUGUUCCCAAUUUAUACAUUGAUGACAAAGCAUUGGCGCCAAUUACCAAACAAGUGGAAAAAUUACAGUUGCAGGCCGCAAAAGACAAUCUUAUUGGUAUUAAUCAUGAAAUUGAGUAUAAAAGACACAUGAGAAUGCCGUAUGAGAAGGUGUGGGAAUAUAUCGCUCGUGAUUUUGAAACUCCUCCAAUAUGUGAACCAAAAAUCAACGAACCUCUAAGAGUUGGCAUCACUUUCACAGAUUGGAAUCACGCCGAAAAAUUCCUAAAAAAAUAUUCGUUACUGUAUGAUUUCGUUUGUGUUAUAAUGAAUCGGGUAUACGACGAGAAGGGAAAUAUCAAAUUUUUGACAUAUCGAUGUAAGAAUCACACGUGCCUAUGGCGAGUUCAUGUCGAGACUUCAAGCUUAGAUGAGCGUGUAAAGAUUGUUCAGCUUGGAUCUCACAAGCGGCAUCAUGUCGGUACGCUUUAUAGUAAAAAGGAUGAAUAUGAUUUUCAAGAUUCGGAAAGUAUAGAGGAUGUUGGUUGUGAUGAAGACAAUAUUGCGAUGUCUCUUGAAGAUUUUGUGAUGUAUGAGCGUGAUUUAAUUUUGCAGGCUUCACAUUCUGUUACUUUAUACGAACUAUCCAAGAACCUUAUUAGAAAUCGAACAGUUACUGCACCUCAGAAACAAUACAUUUGUCAUCAAUUAUCCGAAAAUACAAUACCAUGGUUCAACCCGGGAAACGUAUCUCUGUAUGAACGCGCAUCUCUGUAUGAACGCACAAACGAAAUUAACACGCUAAAUUACGCAAAUUCCGGAUUUAUUGGUAAUCUCUCGAAAUUUUUGGUAUCGGAUGAAGGCAGAUGCAAAUCUAUAAACUGUCUACAGACAUUUCGUGAGUUUCCGUUCUUGGACCAGGGACCGGACGAAAACUGCAACUGGAAAAAUGUCAAGGAAGCGUUAAGAAGAGUGUAUCCAGUAGUACCUGAAGAAAAGGAUAGCAAUGAAGAACAAGCACAAAAGCAAAAUUUUUUGUGGGCACUAAAAUGCCGCGAGUUUGCUAUUGAUGAUUUGGUGCGAGAUCUUGAGCUUAGUUCACAGACUCUAAUACCAAAAAAUAAUAAAAGACAAGAGUACGAAAUAUUGUCUUCUUCAGAGUUUAUCAGUACAAAUUUAAAAGAGUGUAUGGGAUCCUAUGAGCCUUUUCACUUGCCUCCGGAAAGUUCCGAAAGUACCAUUCUUAUUGAUAAUGAUAAUAACGAUAGGGAUGAUGUUAGUAAUAACCAAUCAAAAAUAAAGUUAACUAUUUUUGCACAAGCAUUGCUGGGUAAUUGGACUAUUGGCGAGGAUUUGAACUCAUAUGUUUAUAUGGAUCCUGAUGAAAGAACCCAAGUUGUCGAUUCUGUAGUAGGAGGCGCACCUGUGCCCAUGGAAAUUGAUGAAUCGUUAGAAGAAUCUGCGAUAACUGAUAGUAAUAGUAAUCAGCAACAAACUAAAUCUCAUAAAAGGAAAAUAAGGGCGGAAGGUUUUUAA
Ambispora gerdemannii is the source of this 3204-nucleotide messenger RNA. The record is from the annotation of a GenBank genome assembly. NCBI's taxonomy places the organism in Eukaryota, Fungi, Glomeromycota, Glomeromycetes, Archaeosporales, Ambisporaceae.